Anneissia japonica is the source of this 1628-nucleotide messenger RNA. RefSeq names its product 39S ribosomal protein L48, mitochondrial-like. NCBI's taxonomy places the organism in Eukaryota, Metazoa, Echinodermata, Crinoidea, Comatulida, Comatulidae. Gene Ontology annotation, cellular component: mitochondrial ribosome. The record is from RefSeq and is a predicted model, not a curated record. The transcript has 6 exons. The coding region runs from base 67 to 666 and encodes 199 amino acids.
GAUGUGUGCGUUUUCCGCCGGUGGUAGAAUUUCAUAAAAUUGUUAUUUAUAAAGAAAUAUGUUAAUAUGAAUACUAUUUUAAGGAGGUUGGCACUUCCGAUAAGUAAAGUAUGCUGCUGGAAGCAGUCAUGGGUCGAGGGAGCUACAUACAGCCAGCUUUUAAGCAAUCACAGGCAGCAAGUUUUCAACCAAAAGAGAUUGUUAAGCGAAGAAUCAUUUGAAAGUGAAUUGGAAGAGCUCAAAUACCAGCAACUUCCUGAGCAGGAAUUACCAGAACCGUCAUCAUCAAACGUCCACCCAAUUAUGAAUUUUGCAGUUGUGGGAUAUGAUUGUACAGUUGUUGAACAUUAUGCACAGUAUGUGCACAACUUGGCAAACCACAUGGGCAUCGAUGUCUUUGACAUGUAUGCACUACCAGGCAAAACAACAUUGAUCCACACUAAAAGAAAACAAGGAAUUUCUGACAACCUCAAACCAAAAGAUUUUCAACUGAAAGAACAUGAGCGAAUCAUACAGGUUCAAGAUUUGUCAUCAACCGUUGCACCACUCUUCAUAGAAGUCUUACUACAGUCCAUACCACAGGGAUUGUUGCUAGAUAUAAAACCGCACACACAAGAGCAAUACCAAUCACGAUUCAUAAAGAAGGAAGUACCAGAUGAUGUCUGACAUGGUUCCUGCCAUCAGAAUUAGAACUAGCAUUGAAGAAACCUGACAACACAACAUAAACCAGUUACUCUUUUUGUUGGCAGCACACACAAGAGCAAUACCAAUCACGAUUCAUAAAGAAUGAAGUGCCAGAUGAUGUUCCUUCCAUCAAAAUUAGAACUAGCCAUUGAAGAAACCUGACAACACAACAUACACCAGUUACUCUUUUUGUUGGCAGCACACACAAGAGCAAUAACAAUCACGAUUCAUAAAGAAGGAAGUGCCAGAUGAUGUCUGACAUGGUUCCUGCUAUCAGAAUUAGAACAAGCCAUUGAAGAAACCUGACAACACAACAUACACCAGUUCACACACAAGAGCAUUGCCAAUCAGGAUUGGUACAGAACGAGGUACUAGAUGAUGCCAGACAUGGUUCCUGCUAUCAGGAUUAAAACAAGCCACAGAAGCUACCUGACAUCGUCACAUACAACCAGUCUACGACAAGAGAAUUGAAGUAACUAGAUGAUGCCAGACAUGGUUUCUGUCAUUUUAACAUACACCAGUCCAAGACGUUUAUCUUUGUGCCUCAGAGGUUAAUGGUGUGCGGCACGUGUAAGAGGCUUCCAAGUCUUAUGCUGUUCCUCUUUCUGAGUUUUUUAUAUUUUAUUUCAGGGGUUGAGUGUGUGGAUGGGACUUAAUUACUGUACUCCUAUUCAACCAGUUUUUUUUUUCUGUUGUAGCUACAAUAUUAUAUAAAAUAUAAUUAUUGUAUAUUCUGAUGCGAUUCCUAGAAAAAACAAUAAAAUAAACAAACAAUUAUAAAUGUAUUGCCUGUAACCCAUUUAAUUCAGGUGACGUCCAUGAAUACGAAUUGGUGCUUAAUUGUGCCAAGGAAGUUAAUACCUCCUUGAUGGUACCAUGUAAUUAUUAUUUGUUCCAUGAUUUAUCUUAAUAAAAUGAGAUUUAUUAAAAUAUUCAGUUUAUUA